AUGGUAUUAGAGGAGGAGGUGUUUAUGCGUCAACCACAAGGGUAUGAAGAUCCUGCUCAUCCAGAGUAUGUGUGUAAGCUCAAGAAAUCAUUAUAUGGUCUAAAGCAAGCUCCAAGGGCUUGGAAUGCUAAAUUCACAGGAUAUCUGCCAGCACUGGGGUUCAAAAUAUCUCACUCUGAUCCGAGUCUGUUUGUGAAACACGAAGGUUCAGAUGUGAUCGUGUUGCUGCUAUAUGUCGAUGAUAUUAUAUUAACUGGCUCUAAUGCAGAUUUGGUACAAAAUGUGGUUGAUAACCUGAGUUCAGUUUUUGAAAUGAAAGAUAUGGGUCGCCUUGCUUAUUUCUUAGGAUUGCAAAUUGCAUAUCCUGCCUCAGGAGGUUUGUUUGUGAGUCAAACGAAAUAUGCUAAGGACCUGUUGCAUAAAGCUGGAAUGCAGUCGUGCAGAGCAUGUUCAACUCCAUGUAAACCACAUAAUCAAAUUUUGACAGAUUGUGGUGAACCGUUAUCUGAUCCCACCAUGUUUAGAAGUGUUGUUGGGGCUUUACAGUAUUUGACAUUCACAAGACCUGACUUGGCCUAUGCAGUAAACACAGUCUGUCAAUAUAUGAAUAAUCCUACUUAUGUUCAUUGGUUGCUAGUCAAAAGAAUCUUAAGAUAUGUUCAAGGCACUCUGAGCUUUGGCAUCAAUUUUACGAGCAGUACUAGAGUAAGUGAUCCUUGGCAGUUGUCAGCAUAUAGUGAUGCUGACUGGGCUGGGGACAUCAACACAAGGAGAUCUACCACAGGUUUUGUAGUGUUUUUAGGACCUAAUCCCAUCUCUUGGCAGUCCAAAAAGCAGGGAUCAGUCUCCAGGAGCUCCACAGAGGCAGAGUAUAGAGCCUUGGCAAACACUGCUGCAGAUAUUGCUUGGAUCAGACAGGUGUUGCAGGAUGUGAAAUUCUUUCUACCUAAUCCUCCUGUAAUGUAUUGUGACAAUCUAUCUGCCUUAGCACUUAGCUCCAAUCCUGUCUACCAUUCCAGGAUCAAACAUCUGGACAUUGACUAUCAUUUUGUGCGAGAGAAAGUUCAGAAGAAAGACUUACUGGUACAGUAUGUCCCUACAGAAGAACAAGUGGCAGAUGUAUUCACAAAAGGAUUACAUAGUCCUAUAUUCUCAAGACAUUGUAGUCAUCUUCGAUUAGGAGAUGUAACAGGGUAG
This is a messenger RNA of Prunus persica (peach), 1197 nucleotides long. RefSeq lists its product as uncharacterized. NCBI's taxonomy places the organism in Eukaryota, Viridiplantae, Streptophyta, Magnoliopsida, Rosales, Rosaceae. The coding region runs from base 1 to 1197 and encodes 398 amino acids. The record is from RefSeq and is a predicted model, not a curated record. The transcript has a single exon.